Plasmodium gonderi is the source of this 1131-nucleotide messenger RNA. RefSeq lists its product as hypothetical. The coding region runs from base 1 to 1131 and encodes 376 amino acids. The record is from RefSeq and is a predicted model, not a curated record. NCBI's taxonomy places the organism in Eukaryota, Apicomplexa, Aconoidasida, Haemosporida, Plasmodiidae. The transcript is spliced from 5 exons.
AUGAAAGAAAACAGUACAGCAAAUAACCCCUUUGCUGUAUAUAAAAAAGAGGCAAUAAAUAGAGAAAAUGAAAAGGCAAUAAAGAGAAACAAAGAGAAGGAGAGAGAGGGAGAAAAAGAGAGGGAGAUAAAGAAGGAUGACGAAAAGAUCAUCCAUGCAGAUUCGUUAAGUGAUAUUUCCAUUUCAACUGUGAGCAACAGUACUGGAAUUGACUCCGAUUUGUAUAAUAACGUAGUGAGAAAAAUUAAAAAGGAAAAAAAGCAAAAGAAACGGGAAAAGGAACGGGAAAAGGAACGGGAAAGGAAGAGAAAAAGGAGAAGCAAAACGAGAAGCAGGACAAGAAGUAGAACUGGGAGCGAAGGACAAAAAAAACAGAAAAAUAAGGGAAGCAGUGAAACAAUAAACGAAAUUAAAACAUAUGGGAAUAGGAAUGAACAAAGGGUUGAAAGGAAAGAACUCGAGAAGGACAACCUAAACGGACAUAAGAGGGAGCGAGCCAGGGAACGAGAAAGGGAACGAGAAAGGGAACGAGAAAGGGAACACGAAAGGGAACAUGAAAAACACCAUGAAAGGAAGCAAGAAAAGCAACAUGAAAGGAAGAACGAAAAAAGAGAUCACAAAAGGAACUCUCUGGAGGAAGACAAAAGAAAUAAUGAUGAUGUAGAGGACAGGAAAAAGAGGAAGAAUAAAGAGUCUACCCAUGCUUAUAGAUCUAAUGAAGAAAAAAGAAAGAAAUAUAAGGGGGCUUCCAGUUCAAGCCACAAUAGUGACGUAAGGUCUAGGAAGCGUAAAGACACAGACAGAAAAAAAAAACAUAAAAGAUCAAGAUCUAGGAGUAAGCGAUCACACGAUGACCCAAUACCUGAGGAUCCGUUCAAUCCACUAUUGAUGGCUUACGAAAAAAGGAAAAGACAUAGAAACAGGAAAAUGAAUGAUGAAGUAUCGGACUCAAAUGGCAGAUGGAAACACGACAGAUAUGAAAGUACAUCUGAUGACCAAAAUAUCCCUGUUAGAGAACAAAAUCCAAAUAAGUCUCAACACAAAGUAGAUUUACAGCAAGUGAGGAAAAAUUUGUGGAAGUCAAAGGCAGGGGGUGUCUGUAUUCCGCAAAUAAGCGAAGAUACGGACUGA